AAAAUGAUGCAAAACUCAAUAUUUGUCGGCUUUAGAUCUAUGUGAUUUUGUGUCAGGUUGUCAGUAGAAGAGACAGCUUCAGUGGUUAAAUGUUAUCUGAAAGCAAAAGUGUUUUUUUUUCGCCAAAUAAUAAGAUAAUUUGAGUGCAUUUGGUCGAUCAACCGGUUGAAAUGAGUACUUUGCUCAAGUUUAAAGACCGUUCACGAACGGAUUACAUAAAUAGAAAAAUCAUCGAAGUAUUCCGGCAAUGUGAAGGACCCGACGUUGAUUUAAUUGUGGCAAACAAAAAGGUCGUGUCUGCACAUCGCGUUAUACUCACAAUGUAUUCGAACUACUUUCGACGUCUUCUCGCCCAUUCUGGGCCUGAACGCAAAUUCAUUGUUCCAAUGACAUCAUUUACGUCGAUUGUUAUGCAAACGGUGGUUCAUUUUUUCUACUAUGGUGAGGUUCAAGUGCUGGGCUCAAUUAAGGGACAAGUACUGAAAGCAUUGGAAUUUUUGGAAGUGCAAUAUGAACAACCGGGCAAGAAACAAGCUGCUAUGAAGAGACCAUUUCCAAUUGAACAGCCAUCGGACACAGCAAAGACAAAUUCUCCUCAAACGAUUGAUCCGAUUACAGUGUCACCACAAAUUCAAAACAAAUCUGGCGCAGAACAACAACAGCCACUCAAGCAAAAUGACUUGAUAAAGCAAAAAAUCGAUCCAACUGACCAAUGUGCUGCCCCAACCCUGGUGAAACCUACUGUCGUCAGCACCACAGUGGAAAAUUCAAUCGUUUCAAAUGAGAAUGUACCAUCGACCAAAUUGUCGGUGCCGAUUGUUGAAGCCACCGCAGAGAAGAAUACACCACCGAUUCAGCAAAAUGAUGAACAGGCUAUAAAAAGUGUUGAUACAUCGCCACAAACCGAAAAUGUCCAAGUGAAAUCAACGAUUUCAAAUGAAUCAACUACAGAAGAUGCGGCAGAGAAAAUAGAGAAGCAAUCGAUUUCUACUGCAACACUUUUCGCUUAUGAUGUUGACAAAGCCGCUGAAGAAUUGCACGAAACAGUCGAUGCUCUGAUAAAAGAGCUCGACAAUGAGAUUGAUGACAUUGAAUACGACUCAUACGACGAUGAAUUGGAAUUGUGAACACUCAUUGAUUUCGAAAGUGUAUGACGACAAAUGUCAAGACACUUCUCCGAUUAUGACACGUGACAAAUUGAUUCUAUUCAAAACAAUAACAUUAUUCAUUUCACUGAAUUUUUUUUGUAAAUAUGCAUUUGACACCGUUUAAUCAUCCUUCAUUGAAAUUAAUAUUUAAAAAAAAUGUCAUUGUUGUAAGAUCCUGAUGGUAGAAUUAUGGUUGAAAAAAAUAAAAAAAAAACAUUUUGAAACGGUUCGAUUUUCAAAACGCAUUAUGGUCAUGUGCUGAUUUGGCAAAAUUGUUUAAUUUAAAUUUAACGGUUGAAAUAUAAACAAAUCUACACUCAAAACCAUAAUGAAACGGCAUUUUGAAACAAAUCAUUUACUAUCGUUUUAUAUGCAGAUUUCACAAAAUUCAUUUUAAAUUCAUAUGAAAACAAUUAGCAAAUAAAGCCGAACACAUUUAAUCACUUUGACUUAAUCUUUUAAGCGUACAAAAGAACAGAAAAUGCAAGCACAAAAAAAAAAAACAAACGCGACCAUAAUUCAUUGGAUAAAUCAAAUGCUAUAAUAAUGAAUGAGUAUAUAUUUUUUCUUCUCUGUAAUAAAAUCAAAGUCCGAAAUCAAUGCAAGUAACGUAUUGUUUUAUUCGUGUUUUUUCAAGUGAA
Contarinia nasturtii (swede midge) is the source of this 1789-nucleotide messenger RNA. RefSeq names its product modifier of mdg4-like. The transcript is spliced from 6 exons. NCBI's taxonomy places the organism in Eukaryota, Metazoa, Arthropoda, Insecta, Diptera, Cecidomyiidae. Gene Ontology annotation, molecular function: protein binding. Bases 171 to 1127 code for a protein of 318 amino acids. The record is from RefSeq and is a predicted model, not a curated record.